AUGGAUCCAGAGAACAUUACCAGAAGAGUAAAAGAAUUUCAACUUCUAGGCCUCACAGCAAACUGCCCUCUACAGUAUGUCCUCUUUAUGGUGUUCCUCAUAGUAUGUGUCACAACUUGGUUUGGAAACCUUACCAUAAUCACUGCAGUGAUCACUGACCACCGGCUUCGAUCCCCAAUGUACUUUCUGCUGGGGAAUCUGGCCUUCAUAGAUCUCAGUGAGUCAACAGUCACUGUGCCAAAGAUGCUCUGGGACCUCACCUUGCAACACAAGGUUAUUUCUUUUAAUGGAUGCAUGACACAGAUGUUCUUCUUUCACUUCACUGGAGGUGCUGUGGUUUUUCUUCUCACAGUAAUGGCAUUGGACCGAUAUAUGGCUAUCCAUAAACCACUUCAGUAUUUCACUAUAAUGAACCCUGGAAUGUGUGUAGGACUUGUAGCAGGAGCCUGGGUGGGCGGGUUUGUUCACUCUCUUGUCCAGAUAGUGCUAAUAGUAAGAUUACCAUUCUGUGGACCCAAUAUUUUGGACAACUACUACUGUGAUGUGCCUCAAGUUAUCAAGCUAGCCUGCACUGACACAUUUGUUAUAGAGUUGCUAAUGUUCUCCAACAGUGGGCUUCUCACCAUCCUUGUUUUUAUUGCGCUGGUUGUGUCAUAUACUGUCAUCUUGGUCAAAAUAAGAAUACAUGUCACAGAAGGAAAGACAAAGGCUCUUUCCACUUGUGGUGCCCAGAUAACAGUAGUAUGCAUCCAUUUUGUCCCUUGCAUCCUCAUCUAUGCUCGACCUUUCCAAAAAUUUUCAGGGGAUAAGGCUCUUUCUGCUCUCUAUACAGUUUUCACACCAAUGCUGAAUCCUCUGAUUUACACUCUGAGAAACACUGAGAUGAAGAAUGCCAUUAGGAGGUUAUUAAAAAGAAAUGUAUUUUCAGAGGGAAAUUAA
Molecule: messenger RNA, 939 nt
Organism: Heteronotia binoei (common prickly gecko)
Lineage: Eukaryota; Metazoa; Chordata; Lepidosauria; Squamata; Gekkonidae
Product: olfactory receptor 4D1-like
Exons: 1
Coding region: 1-939 (312 amino acids)
Biological process (GO): G protein-coupled receptor signaling pathway
Cellular component (GO): membrane
Molecular function (GO): olfactory receptor activity; G protein-coupled receptor activity
Source: RefSeq, a predicted model, not a curated record